Messenger RNA from Spathaspora passalidarum NRRL Y-27907, 2673 nucleotides. RefSeq lists its product as uncharacterized. The record is from RefSeq and is a predicted model, not a curated record. Gene Ontology annotation, molecular function: protein binding. Lineage: Eukaryota; Fungi; Ascomycota; Pichiomycetes; Serinales; Debaryomycetaceae. The coding region runs from base 1 to 2673 and encodes 890 amino acids. The transcript has a single exon.
AUGAUUAUUGAUAAUUCAAUCAACGAAAAGUACAUCCGAACAUUAGCGUUUGGAUGUUUUCCCAAGAAUGUUCUUGAGUUUCAGGAGUCCCAGGAUUUCUUUCAACAAAUGAUAUUUAUCGAUUAUCAGAAACAGUUGAUUAUCAAAGAAGAACAUCACAACAAUGACUUGUUCAUUCCCGAACUGAAACAAAAAAUCAACCAGUUGAUCCAAUAUACAAAUUCCAUCACUUUGAAUUACGAGAAUACCGAAAAGUCAUUUGAGGAGUUGUUAUAUUAUGUCGUGUUGUUGGCACACUUGUACUAUUUGACGGGACAAGUUGACUUCAUGACCGACGUGUUGAAUUCGAUAUCAGUUCCUUAUAGCAUCAACGAAGCCAAUUUGACAAGUAUGACCAAGAACCAAAUCGAACUUGUAGAAUAUUUACACUGCAAGUACCAUAUGUUGUUGGGAUUGGUCCAUGAGAACGGGUUUGCCAUUUGGUUGGAAUACUUGUCCCACUUCAGCAAACCGUUCACGAAAUCACAAGUAAUUGCCAACCACUGGUUAGAACUCCUUGAUUUGAAGUUAGCCGAAUCAAUAAGUCAGUCAAUCACAUUUGACCAAGUUAAACGAUUGUCGUUUUUUACCAAUGAAAUAUCAACCAUUCAAUUUUGUAAUUUCUUGAUUCGACCAGAAAAUAUUGACAUGGCCGAUAGCCAAUUUAAAUUGGAAUAUACAACGUUUCUUGUAAGCCAAAUUGAAGCUAAUAUCAAAAGACUGGUAAUCUUUCCUAAUGCUAUGAACAGUAAUGAUCUGACCAUCAAUAAUUUUAUCAACAACUUGUACGAGUCAUUAAGUUAUGUUCCUUUUAAUCUUGCCAUUGUCAAACCUACUGUGUCAAAGAGAUAUCUUAUUGAUGCUACAAGCAAGACCUACCAGAGCAAAGUGGUAUUGUCUAAUUUAAUCUACACCUUAAUCGAUUUGAACGAGUAUGAUGAAGCAUUUGUGGCGUUCAAAACAUAUAUUGAGUACUUGGCUACCGAGGAGCAGUUGUCAGGACACAUCGACGACAUAUUGUCGAUCAUUGAUACCUUCAGCACAUGCAUCAUCCACUUUAAUCCAAUAAAAUCAUUCAAGAAUGAACAGAAGUUCAAACAUACCCCUGAUUCAAUGGUGGAGGCUGACCUCAAGGUGUUUACUGACAAAUUAUUGUUUUAUUUAAACAAGUUGCAAGAGUUUAUUGAUUUGACAUACGAUGAGUCUGAUACGGAAAAUGAUUUGUCGUUUUUAUACCGGAAAUAUAAUCCAAAUAUUUUACAGACAGACAAUUCUCAAUUGAUUGAAUUGAUCGCAAAAGCUUGGUAUUCUAUCGGAUAUUACUAUUCAUUCGUGUGUAUGUAUGACUCGGUCGAUGAAACUACCAUGAAGCAAAACGUGACCAAAGUGUUGAAGAACUACAAGAACAGUUUGAUUAUCAAUUCAACCGGUAACAUUCUUUAUUUGCACAGCUAUGCUCUCGCACUUGCAAAUUCACAAGCAAACAAAUCAGCAUUGAAAUUGUGCAAGUUCAUCCUUAAGAAAUACCCGGAAUCAUUCAAAACAUGGAACUUGCUAGUGUUGUUAUUGACAUCAUCUGAAAUUGAUAAUCCCGACACGUCCAAGCCUGAUACCACCAAAUUACGAGACCUGGAAGAUUUCAUUAAUAAGGCAUUGAACAUUGCUGGAUUGUUCAUUAUGAAACACCAGGAAAAGGACAUAAAACUUUCGUUUAUCGAAAAGACCGAGAUUCUUGAAUUGAAGCUUACGCAAUUAGCUGUUUUGGAGUCGAUUUACGGUUUGAAUUAUAUGAUGGAAUACUUGAACGAAGUGUUUAUAUUGUAUCAUGAGUUAUUCGACGUUGAAUUUGACACACCAGCAAGACAGCAACGAGAUUCAGCCCGACAAUUUGGAAGUUCAGCUAGAUGGUCCCACCGUCCUAGUUUCAUUGAUCCUUCCAAUUUACCCCACAAGGAUGUUACCAAACUGAGACUGCCAAUCUUGGAUCCGUUAACAACUGCAUCUAACGUGGUGAAGGCCCAAACUGUUAACAAAUUAAAGCGACUUUCUAAAAUUGGAAGAACUCAAACCAGACUGAGUGUGGUGUCAACCAGUAGAAAGAGCGAUAAUAUCAAGGACCGCAAGCUUUUACAAGGUCUUUGGUUAUGGACCAGUCGUGUCUUUAUUCGUGCCGGGAUGUUGGAUGAGGCCGAACAAUGCAUUGUUGAAGCAGAAGCAAUUUACAAACCUAACAUCAAAACGUUUACUGCAUUGGGAUACCUCACUUCCAAGACUAGGAAAUUCCUUGCAUUGCAAGAAUUUGAAAGAUCGUUGGAACAAGUGGACAAGUAUAAUAAGCAAGAUCUUGGUUGGACUUUGUUGGGUAUGGCUAAACUUAUAUUUAUUGACGAUAUCACGGACAACUCGUUAUUUAUAUCUGAUAAGGAUUUGAAUGGGGGGAUAAUAAGAAUGAAGAAUUUAUUGGAAAAUUUCACCUUGUCUUGGCCAUGCGGAAGUAAUAGCUCUGAGGUUUGGUACUAUUUAUCCAAGAUCUAUGAAAUCAUUGACGAUAAAAUCAUGUUGGAUAAAUCAUUAUGGAAGUGUGUAGAGUUGGAAGAUAUUAGACCUGUUAGACUGUUUAGUUGUGAUAGUUAG